ACAAACCAGUCGAGCGGUGGAAAAAGUGAUUCGGGAAAAUCGCAAUUGCUUUAUUCGCUCAUGAGAGUAGGAGGUUCUCCCUCAACUCUGAAGCGGAGGAGACUCACCCCGAUUGAUCCGAUGGAGGACGAAGCAGCCAAGAUUAAGCUUGAAGCUGCAAAGCAAAAAUAUGGACGAGAAAUUCGUGUGUUUGAAACCUUAGCUGCUUCUCCAACGUCCAUGGACGUGCCCAGUAGUGAGGAGCGGGAUGACUUCUAUGAGUUCACUGCAGAGGAUUAUUACCGGGUUUUGGCUACCAAAAAGGAAGAUAAAUUCUUGAAGACAAGAAAAAUUCGAGAAGCAGAAGAGGCUGCUCGCAGAUCAAGGAUAACUAAGGCUGUGAUUAGAGUACGUUUCCCUGAUAAUUGCACAUUGGAGGCCACAUUUCAUCCAUCAGAGACUAUCCAGAGCUUAGUUGAUCUUCUUAAGAAAGUAAUUGCCCAACCAGAACUGCCAUUUUAUAUAUAUACAACUCCUCCGAAAAAGCACGUAAAGGACAUGUCACAGGAUUUUUACUCUGCUGGCUUUAUCCCUGGAGCAAUUGUUUAUUUCUCUUAUGACCUACCAAACGGAGGCAAUGGUCCCACCGUAUCAGGUUCAUACCUAAAAGAGGAUGUCUCUUCUUUGAAAGGUUUGGAACUCAUCCCUGAACAACAGGAGCCAGUUGAAGCUGCCCUGGAACCUGCAGCGGCCAAUUCCUCCCCCGCAGUCCCGGAGAGAAAGCCUGCUGACAAGAAACCUGCUAAGCCAAAGUGGCUUAAACUCUGACUUGCUUCUUCCACAUGUUAGCUCUUAUUUUCCCUUUUGCAUCUUUGGAUCCAUUGUGUGUUGUACCGUUGUUCCAUCUCCUACGCUUACGAUUCUUAGUUUUUCGUUCUCUCUCCUUUUUUUGGCUGUCCUAGGUAAGAGUUCGACAUAGAAUCGCGGUAGUCGCACUCAUACAAGAUAGCUGGUGUGGGAGUCAAAAGCUCAAUGCCUAUCAAGAGGGGAUUGUUCUUAUAGCCAUAGUUUUGUGGUGUUCAAGAUCCCAUUCCCUUAUUUUUAAGUUAAGGAGUAUUACGGGUGUUGUAUGCACUGAUCUUUCUGAUAAUUAUCCUAUCAUGUACUUGCUGGAUAUUUUGCAUACUAAUGGGUAUACACUAGUUUUCAGUCUCUAAA
This is a messenger RNA of Rhododendron vialii, 1197 nucleotides long. RefSeq names its product plant UBX domain-containing protein 1-like. The record is from RefSeq and is a predicted model, not a curated record. Gene Ontology annotation, molecular function: ATPase binding. The coding region runs from base 61 to 807 and encodes 248 amino acids. The transcript is spliced from 7 exons. Gene Ontology annotation, biological process: protein-containing complex disassembly. Lineage: Eukaryota; Viridiplantae; Streptophyta; Magnoliopsida; Ericales; Ericaceae.